AAAAAUUUCAACCUUCCCUUCUUCUUGUCUUAGCUCGGCAGCAAGAUAUGUCGAAUCCGACCAGUCUUCCACCGGGGUUCCGAUUCCACCCCACCGACGAGGAGCUCAUCCUUCACUACCUGAGGAACCGAGCUUCCUCGAUGCCAUGCCCGGUGUCGAUCAUCGCCGAGGUCGACAUCUACAAGUUCGACCCGUGGGAGCUCCCCGCCAAAGCGCUGUUCGGGGAUCGAGAGUGGUACUUCUUCAGCCCCCGGGAUCGGAAGUACCCCAACGGGGUGCGGCCGAAUCGGGCGGCGGCGUCCGGGUACUGGAAGGCGACGGGGACGGACAAGCCCAUCGUUGCGAGCAAGGGGAUGAGCGACAACAUUGGGGUCAAGAAGGCGCUCGUGUUCUACAAGGGGAAGCCCCCCAAGGGGGUGAAGACGGACUGGAUCAUGCACGAGUACCGCCUCGCCGAAGCUCUGAGGAGCAACAAUUACCAGACCAUCAAACUCAGAGGAUCCUCCAUGAGACUAGAUGACUGGGUCCUCUGCCGAAUCUACAAGAAGAGCAAUCAUCAACUACCGCUGGAUGCAGAGCAAGAAGACACGGGCGUGGAGGCUGCCUCGCCACACAGCAUGCAGCAGAACGGCUUCCUCAAGCUGCCGAAAUCCUACUCUCUGACCGAGCUCCUCGACGCCGCAGAUUACUCGACGCUCGCGCGACUGCUGGAGAACCCACCGGAUGUACUGGGAUCACAAAACUGUUCGAUCAAUUACCCCGAUUCGAACCCAUCGUUCGUCCCUCACUGCAACCAAGCCGAGCUUCCUGUUCCGAUCAAAGACAACGUUCUGAAGCGCAAGCAGAUAGUGAACAGUAGUUGCUUCGAAGAGGACGACGAGUUCUCAUUCCCCGCAAAGAAACCAACAGUUCCAAGGACGUUCGACAACACCGCGUUCGAUUCACUGCCUUACUCGUUGCUGCUGAGCUCUGACUUGGGCUUGCAGUUAGGGCACAGUGCUCAGCAGGCCAAAGCAGCAUACGAGAUGUGACGACACAAGAUGAAGAUACAAGAAACAGUGAUGAGAGGUUUAGCUUUUUUUUGUAUAGAAGUUGUGUAUCGAUGGGGCCAUUGAAGGUUGUACAUGUUAUGAUGUCUGCAGCAGAAACAAAGUGCAAUCAGCUAUCUCAACAAAGCCAAGAAAUUCUUGUUGGACUUCGA
Messenger RNA from Musa acuminata AAA Group (dessert banana), 1201 nucleotides. RefSeq names its product NAC transcription factor 29-like. The transcript has 3 exons. The record is from RefSeq and is a predicted model, not a curated record. Gene Ontology annotation, molecular function: DNA binding. The coding region runs from base 48 to 1031 and encodes 327 amino acids. NCBI's taxonomy places the organism in Eukaryota, Viridiplantae, Streptophyta, Magnoliopsida, Zingiberales, Musaceae. Gene Ontology annotation, biological process: regulation of DNA-templated transcription.